Rattus norvegicus (Norway rat) is the source of this 1008-nucleotide messenger RNA. The record is from RefSeq and is a predicted model, not a curated record. Lineage: Eukaryota; Metazoa; Chordata; Mammalia; Rodentia; Muridae.
GCCACGCCCACUUCCGGUUUCUUUGCUCCAGCAUGGCUGCCUUAGGGACCUGGCUAUCCAGUGUCCGGAGGUUGCACAGUAGUGCAGUGGCGCGGGCCGGCAGCCAGUGGCGACUCCAGCAAGGGCUGGCUGCCAAUCCUUCCGGCUAUGGGCCCCUCACGGAGCUUCCUGACUGGUCUUUCGCGGAUGGCCGCCCUGCUCCCCCAAUGAAAGGCCAACUUCGAAGAGAAGCUCAAAGGGAGAAGCUUGCAGUGAGUGAGACGAGUUGUGCUGCUGACACAGGAAAUGGAUGCAGGAUUACAGGCAUGGAAGCUCAGGCAGCAGAAACUGCAGGAAGAAAGGAAGCAGAAACAUGACCUUAAACCUAAAGGGACGUCACUGAGGAACCCACUUCCAAAUCAAUAAAAAGCUCCUGUCCCACUUUCCCAGCCUCUCUGGCUUCCUUUUCUACAUCUGAAUAUUUGUUUGUUUGUUUGUUUUCUUUUUUCUUUUUUUCGGAGCUGGGGACCGAACCCAGGCCCUUGCGCUUCCUAGGCAAGCGCUCUACCACUGAGCUAAAUCCCCAACCCCACAUCUGAAUGUUUUAUCCCUGGUAGACCGAAGUCAUUUUUCUCCCGCCAUUUGUAUUGAUAGCAAAAGACCUCAGGCACCGGGAGGAACUUAAAACCACUGCCUGCCAGGCUUGGCAAAAUGCUUUAGUCCUCGCUCCGUUCCAGUUCAGCCAGAUCUUGCUCUGGAAUUAUUUCGCCCCUGGUGCUGAAGAACGCGCCCAGAGCCUUACAAAAGCUAAGCUCGCCACCACCCUCCCACUUAGCAUGCUUGGGAUUUUAAUCCUCUUCCUUGCUGGUCCGAGGGCUAACCCAGCUAAGAGCAGCAACUGCUCUGUGAGAGAAGAUAAGGGGCAGCAGCAGCUUUCCUGGUUUUCCCCCUCAUGCCUCUGUCACUCACAGCCCAUACACAGCUCAGAUGCUUACAGUUGGCACUCAAUAAAUGUUCUGUUGAAAAGGC